CGCCACAUUAUGCUGCAGCUGCGGCAGCGGGAUCGGACGCAAAAGGCACUCUUCCUGGAGCUGAUGCCGGCCUAUAACCGUCUUCUGGAGAAGGCUGAGCUGCUGGCCCAGUUCUCAGAGAAGCUGCAGCCAGAGCCCAACGAUGUCACUUCUACCACCCACCAGGAUCCCUGCUGGGAGGAGUCGGGGCCUGACUCAGACCAAGGACCAUCAUCACCCAUUCUGAGAGUGAAGUGGCAGCAGGAGGAAGAGGGGCUACGGCUGGUCUGUGGUGAGAUGGCUUACCAGGUGGUGGAGAAGAACACAGCCCUAGGCACCCUGGAGUCGCAGCUGGAGGAGCGGCAAAGCAGGCUGGCGGCGCUGGAAGUCAGCGCAGCACAGUUGAAGGAUGCGCGGGAGCAGCUGGCAAAGCAAGUGGAAGCCCUGCAGGCACGAAACGCGACACUGCGGACCGCCUACGACACGCUGCGGGCACACAGAGGCCUCCAGGAGGCGGCACUGCGCAGGCUCGAGGAGGAGGCGCGCGACCUGCUGGAGAAGCUCGUGCUGCGCAAAGCGCGCGCCGCUGCCGAGCGCAACUUGCGCAAUGAGCGCCAGGAGAAAGCCAAGCAGGCACGAGUCUCCUUUGAACUGAAGAAGGCUGCCAAGCGGGCUGUGAGCAUCAGCGAGAACCCAGACACCCUUCCUGAUCUGGUCAGGGAGGGGGUGGAGAUUCCUGCCCUGGCAGCUGAGCCUGUGUCCCUGGAGAGUGAAGGUUGUGAGAAGUGGAAGAGGCCCUUCAGGUCUGCCUCCGCCACCUCCCUGACGCUGUCCCGUUGUGUGGAUGUGGUGAAAGGUCUACUGGAUUUCAAGAAGAGGAGAGGUCAUUCAGUUGGGGGAGCCCCUGAGCAGCGAUACCAGAGCCUCCCGGUGUGCGUGGCUGCCCGACUUCCUACCCGGGCUCAGGAUGUGCUGGAUGCCCACCUCUCUGAGAUCAAUGCUGUUCGUUUUGGCCCCAAUAGCAGCCUUCUGGCUACUGGAGGGGCUGACCGCCUUAUCCAUCUCUGGAAUGUCGUGGGAGGUCGCCUGGAGGCCAAUCAGACCCUCGAGGGAGCUGGUGGCAGCAUCACCAGUGUGGACUUCGACCCCUCGGGCUCCCAGGUAUUGGCAGCCACUUACAACCAGGCUGCCCAGCUCUGGAAGGUGGGGGAAGUACAGUCCAAGGAGACGCUAUCUGGACACACGGACAAGGUGACAGCUGCCAAAUUCAAGCUAACAAGGCACCAGGCGGUGACGGGGAGUCGAGACAGAACAGUGAAGGAGUGGGACCUUGGCCGUGCCUACUGUUCCAGGACCAUCAACGUCCUUUCCUACUGUAACGAUGUGGUAUGUGGGGAUCAUAUCAUCAUCAGUGGCCACAAUGACCAGAAGAUCCGGUUCUGGGAUAGCAGGGGGCCUCACUGUACCCAAGUAAUCCCUGUGCAGGGCCGAGUCACGUCCCUGAGCCUUAGCCACGAUCAGCUGCACCUGCUUAGCUGUUCCCGUGACAACACACUCAAGGUCAUAGACCUGCGUGUCAGCAAUAUCCGCCAGGUGUUCAGGGCUGAUGGCUUCAAGUGUGGUUCUGACUGGACCAAAGCUGUGUUCAGUCCGGACAGAAGCUAUGCCCUGGCAGGUUCCUGGGAUGGAGCCCUUUACAUCUGGGAUGUAGACACGGGGAAAUUAGAGAGCAGCCUUCGGGGGCCUCACUGUGUUGCUGUCAACGCCGUGGCCUGGUGCUACUCUGGGAGCCACGUGGUGAGCGUGGACCAGGGCAGGAAGGUUGUGCUCUGGCACUAAGACCAGCACUGGGCCUGCCUGGGCUAGAGCGCUAGUCCACAGGCAGCCAGA
Messenger RNA from Orycteropus afer afer, 1869 nucleotides. It is a transcript of the gene ATG16L2, whose product is annotated as autophagy related 16 like 2. Gene Ontology annotation, biological process: autophagosome assembly; negative stranded viral RNA replication. NCBI's taxonomy places the organism in Eukaryota, Metazoa, Chordata, Mammalia, Tubulidentata, Orycteropodidae. The record is from RefSeq and is a predicted model, not a curated record. Gene Ontology annotation, cellular component: autophagosome membrane. Gene Ontology annotation, molecular function: protein binding.